Motacilla alba alba is the source of this 1270-nucleotide messenger RNA. It is a transcript of the gene LAPTM5, whose product is annotated as lysosomal protein transmembrane 5. NCBI's taxonomy places the organism in Eukaryota, Metazoa, Chordata, Aves, Passeriformes, Motacillidae. The record is from RefSeq and is a predicted model, not a curated record. Gene Ontology annotation, cellular component: lysosomal membrane. The transcript is spliced from 8 exons. The coding region runs from base 107 to 883 and encodes 258 amino acids.
CACAUUCAGAGAGCAGGAAGGAAGCCGAGCUGCUCUCACUUCGCGUUCUGUGGGGCGGCUGCAAAUCCGACCUCAUUAACUCAGGAGUGCUCAGAGGGACCUGAAAAUGACCCCCCAAACCCCCCCUGAGCCCCCCAAAUGCUGCUGCUUCAACAUCAAGACAGCGACAGUGGCCCUGGGGAUCUUCCACAUGGUCAUGAGCGUCCUGCUGCUGAUCGAGUAUUCCCUGGAGGUGGCCAACGGGAAGGGCUUCUGCAAAGACCUGGACAAGGAUUACUACAGAAUUGCUGAUAUCACCACCAGUUUCCUGCUGAUCCUCAUGUUGUUUGUCAUCAGCUUCCACCUCCUGCUCGGGGUGCUCAAGAACAGGGAGCGGCUCCUGAUCCCCUUCCUGGCUCUGCAAGUCAUCGAUUUCCUCCUGAGCCUCCUGACCAUGUUCAGCUCCUACAUCCAGGUGCCAGCGAUCAUCUCCGUGUCCUCCCUGGGCCACACGCAGGGCCACUCCAGGACUCCCCUGCUGGUGCUGCAGCUGCUGGAUUUCUGCCUGAGCAUCCUCACCCUGUGCAGCUCCUACAUGGAGGUGCCCACCUACCUCAGCCUCAAGCCUGUGGACAGUAGGGGCUCUUUGCCAGCCCUGGAGAAGCUGCCAGCAGAGGAAUACGCCAAAGUGAUGAUCACCUUCACCAUCGCCUUCGUGGCUGUGCUCAUCCUCAAGGCCUACAUGUUCAAGUGUGUCCUGAGCUGCUUUAAGUUCAUCAAAGCCAGCAGGAGGGAGGAGGUGAAAGUGGAGCCACACGCAGUGGAAAAGGCCACGCUGCCGUCCUAUGAGGAAGCCCUGGAAUUGCCUCCCAAGGAUUGCCCCCCUCCCUAUGUGACCAUCUGAGCCCAGCCCGGGGGAGAGCUGACACUGGCUGCUGCUGUUGCCUCCCCCAGCAGAGCCCCAGUCCUCACCCAGAGCAGCUCCCAGCCUUUUCCAGCCACAUCCUGCCAGGAAACUGUUGGAGUCUUGUCCUGCUCUGGCAGCCCAAGUUCCUGACCCUGGCACCCCAAGUUCCUGACUCUGGCACCUCCAUUUCCUGACUCUGGCACCCCAAAUUCCUGACUCUGGCACCUCCAUUUCCUGACCCUGGCACCCCAAUUUCUUACUCUGGCACCCCAAAUUCCUGACUCUGGCACCCCAAUUUCCUGACUCUGGCACCUUCAUUUCCUGACUCUGGCACCUCCAUUUCCUGACCCUGGCACCCCAAAUUCCUGACUCUGGCACCCCAAA